ACAGAGCUCUCGCAGAGUGUAAAAUAAGAGACAGAAACAGAACAAGCGCGAGCUAAGACCAGCAACGCAAUAAAAUAGCAUCACAGAAGAGGAGAAGAGAAGAGACCUGGAAACAGAGAAAGAGGCAAAAGCAAGAGAAAAUGACCCCCAUUUUCAGCGCUGCUUCUGCAAUUUGGUAUUAAUUUGGGGGACGCAACACCAUUUCCAGCAGAGCACAGCUUUCUCUCACUUCCGACGCCAUAAAACCCAACCUCACCACUCCCACACUCCCACUCUCUCUCUCUCUCUCUGGUACAACCGCACCGCCCCCAACACUACCUUUCUUCCCAUUUCUGAAUUUCAUCUCUCUCUCUCUGUGUUGCAUCCAUCAUUUGUAACCACCACGCAAAUCAAUCUCUCUCUCCCCACGUCACUCCAACCAUUCUUCUUCUUCCUAUGAGACUUCCUUUCUUCUCCAGUCACUGUUCUCACCAUUGCUCCUCCGUUCAAUUUCACCAUUCAUCUCUUACCCUGCUUGCUUCCUCUACCAGAAGAAACCGCUGUCCGAGCAUGGACGCUGCUCCAGUCGGAAACCGCCGGAAAGAGAAGGUGAUUGUCAUAAUGGGCGCCACCGGUGCCGGGAAAUCCCGACUCUCCAUUGACCUCGCGACCCGUUUCCCCUUCUCGGAAAUCAUUAACUCCGAUAAAAUGCAAGUUUACAGGGGCCUCGACAUCACCACCAACAAGAUCCCCAUUGACAAGCGAAACGGCGUCCCUCACCAUCUCCUAGGAGAAGUGGACCCGGAAAUCGGGGAGUUCACGCCUUUGGAUUUUCGCUUCCACGCCGGCUCUGUCAUCUCCGACAUUACUUCCAGGAGGAAGCUUCCCAUCGUUGUUGGCGGGUCUAACUCGUUCGUUCAGUCUCUGCUCGCCGACCGAUUUGACCCCGAGGUAAAUGUAUUCGAUGAGUCAUCGUCGUCGAGUUUGAUCUCGUCGGAGUUGAGGUACGAGUGCUGCUUCUUGUGGGUGGAUGUAUCAUUUCCUGUUUUGUCGGAUUACGCAAGGAAGCGAGUCGACGACAUGCUCAACUUGGGAAUGGUGGAAGAGUUAGCCAAGUCGUUCGACCCGGACGCGGGCGAUUUAGAGGAAGACUCGGAGAACCGGAUUGGAUUGAGAAAAGCCAUCGGCGUGCCGGAGUUCGACUGGUAUUUCAAGAGAUACCCGCCGCCGGGAGGGCUGAGAGCAGAGUGUAGAAGCGAAGAGGAUCGAGUACGGAAGGGUGCAUACGAAGAGGCGGUGAGAGCGAUAAAGGAGAACACGUGUGAGCUAGUGAAGAAACAGAUGGGGAAAAUCUUGCUGCUAAAAGAGGCGGGGUGGGACCUACGGAGGCUGGACGGGACCGAGGCGUUCAGGGCGGCGUUGGGAAAGAGAGGCGGCGGAUACGGCGGCGAGAGGUGGUCGGAUAUUUGGGAGAGGGAAGUAGAGGAGCCAAGCGUGAAGAUUGUGAAUAGCUUCUUGCGGGAGUAGGUCUUCCAGCCAAAUCCAGCUACUCUCCAACUUCAAAUUUUUAAUUUCUAUUUCUUUAUGUCUCUCUAUAAUUUGUGGGAAAAAAAAAACUGAUAAUUUUUAGGGAAAAAACGAAAAAGAGAAAAUUUAAAUUUGGAGAUUGCAAAGCAAACCUUGGUUCGCAAGGCCGCGAUGUUAAUGGAUGACCAAUUUUGGGGUUUUGGAAUGCUAAAGAAAGCAUUUUUACUCCUUUUUUUUUUUCAAAAUAAAAAUGAAAAGAGAGAGAGAAGACGAUGCACCAAAUGUUAAGGCAUUAGAGUGCAUUAUAAUAUACUUUUGUAGUAAUAUUAGAGUUUAUAAUUUUGUUUUUGGUGUAUUUAGGUUUUUAGUGCCACCUCCGUAUAUGCUAUUG
Messenger RNA from Prosopis cineraria, 1897 nucleotides. Its product is annotated as adenylate isopentenyltransferase-like. The record is from RefSeq and is a predicted model, not a curated record. Gene Ontology annotation, molecular function: AMP dimethylallyltransferase activity; tRNA dimethylallyltransferase activity. Bases 436 to 1506 code for a protein of 356 amino acids. Gene Ontology annotation, cellular component: mitochondrion. The transcript has a single exon. NCBI's taxonomy places the organism in Eukaryota, Viridiplantae, Streptophyta, Magnoliopsida, Fabales, Fabaceae. Gene Ontology annotation, biological process: tRNA modification; cytokinin biosynthetic process.